Messenger RNA from Trematomus bernacchii (emerald rockcod), 1732 nucleotides. RefSeq names its product phospholipase A1 member A (gene pla1a). The coding region runs from base 295 to 1677 and encodes 460 amino acids. NCBI's taxonomy places the organism in Eukaryota, Metazoa, Chordata, Actinopteri, Perciformes, Nototheniidae. Gene Ontology annotation, molecular function: lipase activity; carboxylic ester hydrolase activity. Gene Ontology annotation, biological process: lipid metabolic process. The transcript is spliced from 10 exons. The record is from RefSeq and is a predicted model, not a curated record.
UACACAGACAAAUGUGAUGACCGAGCUAAAGGACGUUCAUGAAAUAAGUGGAGCUUUACAGGAAAAAUAACCAUAUUAAGAAACAUUUGGAUAGUUUUAUAUGGAUUCCUGCUUCGCUUGGUGCCAGAUAAAAGCUGUGUAGUGAUUCCAGAGUUACAACACUGCACAGAGCUGGGAUUUUCUCAAGCCAAAAGCUGAUUUCCAUCAACCAAUCUGCGGCUAAAGAGAGCAGCUGAGCACCGUUAAGCACUGAUUAAAGCUCCCAGCAGCUUCUCUCCACGCUCACAGCAGAAAAUGUCUCGGACACACACACCGGUCCUCCUCUGUGUUCUCACUGUGUGCAUCACAUCUCUGGUGCUGGGUACAGAUGAAGCUCAGAGUGACGAUGAGUGUGCCGACCUGAACAGCUACACCUUCCUGGAGUACCGGCAGCAGAGAGGCAAGGUGCAGGUUCAGUACCUGCUGCUCACCAGGAGGAACAUGGACUGUGCAGAGCGCUUCAGACACGAGUCUCUCUCUGAAACACAGCAACCGCCGACUAACUUCAACAUCUCCCGCCCAACAAAGGUCAUCAUCCACGGCUUCAGGAUUACGGGCAGUAGGCCCACCUGGGUGCGGCUCCUGGCCCACGCGCUGCUGGAGGCCCAGGAUGUGAACGUGCUGGUGGUGGACUGGGUCUACGGCGCCUCCUUCGCCUACAACCAGGUGGUGGAGAACUACAAGGAGGCGGCUCUGCAGAUCUCCGUGCUCAUCAACCAGCUGCAGGAACAUGGAUGCAAACUGCAGUCCUUCCACUUCAUCGGCAUCAGUCUGGGGGCGCACGUCGCUGGUUUUGUGGGGACCCUUUUCGAGGGGAAGAUAGGACGAAUCACAGGUCUGGACGUGGCUGGUCCUUUGUUUAAAGGCGCCGACACCUACGACCGCCUCGACCCGUCUGACGCUCUGUUCGUCGAGGCCAUCCACACCGACUCUGACUAUUUUGGGAUUUCCAUUUCUGUCGGUCAUGUGGAUUUCUUCCUGAACGGAGGGAAGGAUCAGACAGGAUGUGCUCGCUCCAGGUUCAGCUCACUGUUUGGUUAUGUGCUGUGUGACCACAUGAGGGCGAUCUACGUCUACAUGAGUGCGCUGAACGGCUCGUGCCCGCUGGUGGGGGUCCCGUGCUUCAGUUACGAGGACUUCCUGCAGGGACGCUGCCUGACCUGUGACGCCUUCAAGGGCAAAUGUCCCACUAUAGGUUUGGCAGAAAACAGUGGGAUCUCCAUAUCUCCGUUACCCAAAGAGCAGAAGCUUUUCCUCCUCACGACUUCUUCAUCACCUUUCUGCACUCAUCAGAUCCUGCUGCAGGUGGAGGUUUCUCCUCUGGAUAAGAGCGCUGAGGUGGAGGUGACGCUGGUGACGGAGAACCAGGGGACCGAGCAGAAGCUCCCGCUUCGGAAAGACACGACUGUGUACAGCGUGGUGUUGUCUCACCCCGUCGCUCUGUGUGAGAUCAACUCCAUGAAGAUAAAGAACACUGGAAAUCGCUUCUACAGGCAGGGAGACAUCCACGUGAAAUCUGUCUGCCUCUCAGAGAUCCCCUCUCAAAGCCGAGAGGAGCCGCUGUGUGUGAACAACAUCGACAUCAGACGAGGAGCUCCGUGGUCACAUGACUUCGUGCAGGUGUGUGGCUCCUCCUGAAGAAAUUAGACCUUCUCUUGAAAUAUGCUUUUAAUAAAAAAGACUCCCAUCUGUU